AUGGAUACUACUGGUAGUAUGGGGCCACAUAUUUACAUGGCCAAAGAAAUAGCUAUUGGUAUUGUUAAUGCUCAUCAAUCAUUGGAAUAUAAACUGAGCAGUUAUAUUUUAUCACCUUUUAACGAUCCAACAAAUGGAUUACUUACGAUCAGUCUUCAUCCUUUAAAUUUCACAAACAAAAUAAAUAAACUGAUACCUUACGAUGGUGGCGAUACACCGAAACUAUAUUACCAUAGGAUUCUUGAUGCACUCAAAGCUGUGAAGGAUGGUAAUGAUUUGUCAUUGAUUACUGGAGGUGGUAUUAUGGAUGGUGAUCCAGAAUCACUAAAUACCAUACAAGAUUGCAUUGAAUCGAACAUACUACAAACAUUAACACCAAUUGAAAUUUCACCAACAGAUUUUCUAUCACCAAUCGAUGUACCAAAUGCUGAUUUUCUUCUUAGUGCUAUUGCUUUAUUACGAGAUGGUUCUAGAAUUCAACGUAAAAAAAAACGACUCAUAUCACCAGCAUCGAUCUCAUUAAAUAUCGAUAAUCAAUCAUAUCGUGUUCUUCUCAACAGUACAGUGUCUAUGAAUUCUACACUUUACAACUAUGGCCGUACUCAACUCCGAAUGGUUCUUUGUGUAACCAAUACGAUGGGUUUUCUAUCAUCGGAUGAUAUUCAAAACAUCAAUAAUAUCGCUGGAAUGAAUCAUCGAAGCGAUACAAUUGAAUUGCCAAUAAGAAUGCUAAACCAAACAAAUUCAAACUUAACCAUGAUGACAGAUUCAGUUUUAUUUAGUAUUGCUGUACCUGGUUUUGAAUAUGGUGAGACUGCAUCAGUCUACAUUCAGCAAACUGAGAUUUUGCUCACUAAUCAAACUAAUUAUCAAGUACCAUCAAAAGAUUCAUGCCAUAUGGGCGAUUCUUGUAGUGAAAUGAUAUUUGAAAUGUGA
Rotaria sp. Silwood1 is the source of this 936-nucleotide messenger RNA. The record is from the annotation of a GenBank genome assembly. Lineage: Eukaryota; Metazoa; Rotifera; Eurotatoria; Philodinida; Philodinidae.